Molecule: messenger RNA, 6030 nt
Organism: Colletotrichum abscissum
Lineage: Eukaryota; Fungi; Ascomycota; Sordariomycetes; Glomerellales; Glomerellaceae
Product: RhoGEF domain-containing protein
Exons: 3
Coding region: 1-6030 (2009 amino acids)
Biological process (GO): regulation of division septum assembly; regulation of actomyosin contractile ring contraction
Cellular component (GO): cytoplasm
Molecular function (GO): protein binding; guanyl-nucleotide exchange factor activity
Source: RefSeq, a predicted model, not a curated record
AUGGAAGCUGGCAGUCCAGAAGACGAGGACCGCCUGGCACCUGCGCUCAAUGUGCAACGCCAGGUCCAUCUCCAGCACCACCAACCGCAACCUCUAGCUUCUCCUCCUCAGUACCCUCACCAGCUUCAUCGUCAACCCAACUUUGACUCCCACUACGACCAUCACGACUCCGACUUCGACCUCGAUUCCGAUUCCGAUCGUUACCAUCGUUCAUCCCAGACCCCCUCUCAGCAAUCUCAUCGCCAUUACAUCCCUAGCAGCCCCACUGCCAACGCCUUCGCUCUCGAGAAUUUGGAUGCCUCUGCCGCACACACGGCUGGGGCUUUCGCCGCCGCUGGUCAUGAUCACGAUUCAGUAAACCCGGAUGAAUUCUACCGAAGCUAUCGAGGCGUACAGUCGUCAGAUCAUCAUCGACGAACCCCUUCUUCAGAUUACGACUACAUGGCGACCUCAGUAUCUCGAGCUCGCGAGAACCCGGCCAUGCGGCCAAACGGCAAUGGCAAAGAUCCAAAGCACCCGCCGGCUCCCGCAGGCCGCACGCCCUUGCGCCCUUCGCAACGAUCUGCUUCUGCUCCUGUCGAACCCCCAAUUGGCGCCCCUAGAACAAACACAAAUCGCAAGCCGAGCGUCAAGGACUUAACCAAGAGAUUUGAUCAGCAGACCUCGUCCCCGGCUCCUUCGAUGCCCAGAAUCCCUGUGCGAGGCGUCCCUAUUCGACCGACCAGAGCCGCGACAAAUAUCGACAAAACUACACCUAGUGGAAGCGGGUCAACAUCGUACUCUACACUGAGGGCCUCGACGAACCGUGAACUGACACCUGAUACUAGCAGAGGAACGGCCACUCGAACACAACGAACGAGAUAUGUCGCCGAGGAUCAGUUGUCAAACAAUUCGCAAUCUUUCGCCAGUCGAAUCGCCAAGCCGCGGAAUACGACUUCAGCUACGGGCAUUGCACACGCAUCCAAAUCUAUGACAAACCUGCAGCACAAGUCACCUUCUUUACCACCCUCAUCUCCGAGAGCGCCCGGUCUGCUUUUCGGCGAAAUUCUUCCAGAACAGCGUGAUACCUCGGCCGUAGGAUUUGGAAUCGAGGGUUCGGGCUCACGGCCGCGGCGGACUUCAGAGUCCAGUAUACAUGUGGCUAAGCUCCACCAAAGGACGAAAUCCGAUCCUGACCUCGUCGAGCCGGCUUCCCCAACCGAUUGGUACCGAUCCGUAACAACACAGUCGAAUAGUUCAACAGGACGUUCGGCCCCCAAUGCUAGAGGUCAUGUUCGGGCACAUAGUGAUGUGGCCGCGUCAAAGGCUGGAGCGCCUUUGGUGAGAAAGGCUCUUGCAUCACGACCGAUGGCAGAGGUCGAGCAGUUUGACCGAGCAGCAUCACCUACAUCGCGCCUGCCCGUUUCUGUACGCAAGUUGGCCAACUCAAGCGACUCGAACAGUCCGCCGUCAACACGGGAAAGCUCUAGAGCUAACUCUCCGUCGACUUUCAAGCGCCCGCCGCCCGCAAGUAAGACAAGUCGGACAACUACACCUGUUAAUCGUGCCAAGACACCUACUCGAGCGAAAACACCUACGCAAGCGACGCCAGGACGGAAACCUGCGCCUCGAGGUCUUGUGACCCCGAAUAACAACACCCGUCUCACUGCAUAUGUGGCAGCACCACCUCCGAAGCUAUCUCCUCCACUGCGCAGUUCUCGACCUCGGCAAUCUGUAUCGACAGCCACCACGGCAAGUUCGCGCUUGAAAGCCGUUGACAGGUCCAAGUCGCCGCACAAGCCUGCACCAAAGCAGUCCCUGAAGCCUGAUGGAUCAACGACGAGAAGACGAAAGAUCUCUGUGGGCCCUAUCGACUUUGAGCAACGGCGCGAACACAUCAGACUAGCGUAUACUAAGUCUAUCCGCGAUAGUCAGGUGCGGGAUGCAAAACAGGCAGCGGCGCAACGCAAGAAGGACGAAGAAUCUGCUGCUGCUGAGGAGGAAGAGAUUCCGCCGGUCCCGCCGAUCGAAGCCGAAUCGCCUCCAGUGGAUCAUAGCGAAACCUUCGAGAAGCCGUUGGAGGAACUCUCUGCAGCACCGGAACCGUCGGUGCAGCCUCCAUCGCCUGCGCAGUCGCCUCAGCCACUAACCAUUUCGACGAUAUUGCCACCCAUCGUUUCCCUCUCUCCGCCUCAGCCUCAAGCUGCAGACUCCCCUACGCUCGGCAUCCCGGGCAGUUUCCCGGCCUUGAGCCCUCCUUUUGAGAGAGAGGAAGGAAUUCCGCAAUCCGCAAUCUCGGCCACUUCGGAGACUACCGAGUUCGAUAAUGAGCCACAGGAACUUCCACCUGUGCAGCUAGAGCCCGCGCAACCUCCUACUGGGCUCGGAUUGACGAUCGUUCAAGCCGACGGCAACCACGAGCAGGCUGAAUUGGAAGAAGUGCGACGUGCGCCAACCUUUGAGAAGAACGAGGCUGAGGAAAUUCAGCUACAAUUGUUGGCCGAGACUACCGAAGUCGAAGAGCAGCCCCCGCCGUCAGCGCCAGAGAAGGCUGAAGCCGAGGAAGAGCCUCGACCGCCUACGCCAGAAAAAGCGGAAUACCAGUACCCAUUCGAGGAUGAGUCCGCAGGGGACGACGCGGUUUCGAUCAAGAUCUCGUUGGAACCAACAUCUUCCCAUCAAUCGCCUGAACCGACCCCGACGAGAAGCGAGUUCGAUGAACCGGUGGUUCCUGGUGCAUUUGCCAGCUCGCGGCCGAUGUCUGAAUACGAGCCGAUUCCUUUCUCGAGCCCGCCAUACGAAACAACAGUCAAAAUCCUCAGGCGGGAAUCUGAAUAUGACUCUCCUAGACAGGAAACAAUUCCUUUCCCAAGAAUGGAGUCGUAUGAUGACUUUGACGAUCAGAGUCAAAUGGGGGAUAUGGAUGGGUCCGUGUGUGAUGUGUCUUACUUCCACCACAAUACGGAGAAGGAUUUGGGAUCAGCAAGCGACACCCUCGAGAAGCCUGAAGACUUCUACCAUGAGCACCACAAGGAUAACGAUUCGUCUCAACGAGCAUCUACUUGCGAGUCCUCUGAUCCGCAAGAUGAUCCUCAUAAAACGAGCCUCGAAAGCCAGCAAACUCCCGAUACGUCCCGCAGCCUAACGGUUCCCUCCAUGCAUGCGACUGUGAACCGGACCAGCCAGCAAUCCGCAUGGACUGAUUUCUCGGUCGACAGUGACGAACCCAUCCAUCACAGGAUCUCGGCCUUUGACGAUGUCCUCCCAAUCCCCAAGCCGCCCUAUGCAUCCGAGUCGGCUUUUGGGUCGGGCUCUAGCAGAGACUCGUCCGCCCGACAGAGUGAACUUUACAGCCCUGACUUUGCGCCAUCGGAUACAGCAGCCGUUCAGCCGUCCCAACGUGCGACCAUUCAUCAGCUGCCGGAGUUGGAUACUGGAGAUGGUUUCUCGGUUCCUUACAUUGAUGAGAGUCACUUCCCAGCCCGCAAGGUAGAUCCUACCUUGCCGCGGCCAGAACAUGAGCCCCCACCAGUCCCUGCGUCUACACGAGUCCGCGACAGGCGAACAGCAGCUAGCAGCAUCUACGCAGACACACUUCCUGGAAGCACCCUUGCGGGCUCUUCUCGGCGUCAGAGCGAAGAUGCAUCGCGCCCCGUCUCAACCACCCAAUCCAUCGACCACAUGUCGAUUGAAACCAGGGAGUAUUCUCUUGGCGGCCAGACUCCUGUCGAGUCGAUAGCAACACCCAGUCAGAAAGACGGACCGAUCGGAAAAGAGAAGCACCGCCUAGUGCAACGACGCAAUGUGAUCAGAGAACUCGUCGACACCGAGAUGGUCUUCGUAAGAGACAUGAAUAUUGUGGAAGAGAUCUACAAGGGCACCGCUGAAGCUUGUCCACGACUGGAUGACAAAACCAUCAAGCUCAUUUUCAGAAACACAGACGAGAUUAUCACCUUCCACACCAUGUUCUGUGCUCAGCUUAAGGAAGCUGUCUGCACUGUCUACGUACCCCACGGUAGGCGUUCCCCUUUGCCGAAGGAGGACUCGGUUGCUUCGGAACAGACUGGGAACUCGUCCACGAAUCAAGUGGCGCCAGAACUCGGUGACGACAACGAUAGAGCCACGUCGCUGGGUCCUCUCUUCAAGAAGCAUAUUGAACAGAUGAGGCUGGCGCAUGAGGGCUUCCUCAGAAACAGCGACCAUGCGGCCAAACGCUUGAUCCAAAUCCAGCAAGAUCCCACUGUAAAGGUCUGGCUCAAUGAGUGUAAUGAAGUGGCCAAGGACCUGACUGCAGCCUGGGACCUGGACUCUCUUCUCAUCAAGCCCAUGCAGCGAAUCACCAAGUAUCCUAAUCUCAUCCAAGAGCUUCUGCGACACACGCCCGAGGAUCAUCCGGAUCGAGCCGAGCUGUUGUCAGCCAAGGAAACCCUGGAGUUGGCAAUUGUCGAGAUUAACAAGACGAAGAAGAAUUUCGAGCUUGUUGGGCAAAUUGUUGGCCGCAAGAGGAAGGAAUCCGAUGUCAAGGCUGGAUUUGCCCGAGCCUUUGGCAAACGUGUCGAUAAACUUCAGGCUGCAAGCUCGAAGAUUCCCGAAGAUGCUGUAUACGCCAAGCUCCAUGAGAAAUUUGGCGACGACUACCUUCGGCUACAAGUUGUUCUCAGAGAUGUGGAGUUCUACACCCGACAGGUCAGCGCCUACGUGCAUGAGUUCUUGCAGUACCUGUCCGCCAUGGAGCUUGUGAUGCGUCUCCAACCUGGUAGCUAUCCGGAGCUGGAGAGUAAAUGGGUGCAAUUCAAUGUUUCGAUGAGAGAUAUUGAGAAGAUUGCCCUAGAAGAUCAUCUCCAGCAGGUUCGCAAGCAUGUCAUUGAGCCAUUCGAGCAUGUGAUCAAAGCAUAUGGUAACCCCUCGUUGGCUAUGAAGAAACGUGCGAAGAGACGGCUUGACUAUGAGAGGGCAGAACAAAUCAAGAAAGGUGGAAAGACGGUAGACGCCAGACUUAAGGAAUUGGUGGAACAGUACGACGCCCUCAACGAGACCCUUAAGAAGGAGCUACCCCAGUUGUCUGCCUUAACAGAGAGGAUUGGAAACAUUUGUCUGGGCAAUUUCGUCAACAUUCAGGCGAACUGGUACUCCAUCUGGGUGGAAAAGGUCAAGAAGGUCACCGGAGAGACGGGGCCGCCACCAGAGGUUCCCGACAUUGUCUCUGCCUUCCAAAGGGAUUAUAAGUACGCGCAGGAACUCUUUGCCAAUGUCGGGAUCCUGAACCCUGCAUACAGAGGAAGGACAUCGCAGUCUACUACAGCUAGCACCGACGAUGUCACGACCAAGCACCGACCCCGGCCAGCUGAGAUACAAUCUCCGCGAGCCAGAGGCCUGUCAGUCAACGGAGACCAUGCCCCGAUGUUGCCGACACCAGACUUUGCCAAGCGCCACAGCGGCCAGUUCACUCUGUCGCCAAGCACUACACCACUUAGCCCCCAUCAGUUCCACUACCGAGACUACUACGCCGGUGCAACUGCUCAGCGGCCUUCAGUGUCUGCCUCUCCAGUUACGGGUGACCAAUCACCUGUGCCCCGUGCAAUUGCUCCACCGCCCAGCACUCGACCUGGCACUGGUCGAAGCUACGAAACGAAUGGUCUCCCGAGACAGAGCUCAGAGUCGGCGUCAAAUAACAGAAGAGACUCCAAUCCAUCACAUCAGUCCCAGCAUGCGGGCAAUGAAUCCAGGCGCUUCUCUGGCCUGUUCCAUUCAGCACUGCCAAUGCCCGAUGGAGUCGAGGAAGGCCAAAGAUCCUCACGCGCAUCGUCACGUGAGCGCACCCCAGCUGGGAAUGGAUAUAACAUUCUUUGGCUGGCUGCAUCGUUAUUCGAGUUCAAUAUUGAAACAACAAAGCACGAGGCUGGCUACCCGUAUCUUACGUACCAAGCCGGUGAGAUCUUUGAUGUUAUUGCUGAGAAGGGCGAGCUAUGGCUUGCCAAAAACCAAGAUGACCCUGACGAUCAAGUCGGUUGGAUCUGGUCCAAGCACUUUGCGAAACUGGCCGAUUCAUAG